AAAGGAGCACAAAAGCCAGAUUCUUCAGACCAAGAGGAAGUGUUGAACAACUGCAACGAUCUAGAGAAAGAUUGCAAGUGGGGGUCCAACACCAAGAAGCCAGACCGGGAAAGAUCCCGCUCGUCUCGGGUUUUCGUCCCUCUGUGCGUGGUGCUGGUGCUCCUCAUCUUCGUCCUGCUGGUGGCCUUGACUGUUGUCCAUUCAGGAUCCCGUUUGCCUCAGCCCGACUUCUCCCACGUGUGCCCAGACGCCUGGCUUGGUUUCCAAGGGAAAUGCUAUUAUUUGUCUGAGGCUGAGAGCAAUUGGACCACCAGUCAGGAAAGCUGCGAGGCCCUGGGAGCUUCACUGGCCCUCAUCAACACGAUGGAUGAGCUGACCUUCAUUAAACGCUAUAAAGGCGAAGCUAACCAUUGGUUUGGGCUGCGAAAGGAGAAGGAUGACAGCUGGUGGUGGACCAACGGCACAGCCUUCAACAACUGGUUUGAGGUGCGGGGUGGUGGGCCCUGUGCAUACCUGAAACGGGAGAGGAUCAGCUCGUCCCUGUGCCACACCAAGGAGAACUGGCUGUGCAGCAGACCCGACAAUUACAUCCUCUGGAAGCAAAAAGCAUAUCCGUAAUAAAAGAUGCCAUAAACAGGAGCUUCAUCUCCAUUCGCUUGCCAGCAGAUGGUGAACCGAACACAGUUUCUUUUGGUAAAUCCCAAUAUCUGACUCUAUCACCAACAUUUAUGAG
Molecule: messenger RNA, 733 nt
Organism: Aquila chrysaetos chrysaetos
Lineage: Eukaryota; Metazoa; Chordata; Aves; Accipitriformes; Accipitridae
Product: C-type lectin domain family 2 member A-like
Exons: 5
Source: RefSeq, a predicted model, not a curated record